AGUAGCCGGGUCAGGGGUCACCAGUGGAGCAUCUUCUCUGGCCCGGGCCGGCGCGGCAGGGCUGUGUGAUGGCUUCGGAGCGCCCGGAGCCGGAGGUAGAAGAAGCUGCGCAGGUGUUCCUGUUGAUGAAAAAGGAUUAUCGAAUCUCCCGAAAUGUCCGCCUGGCUUGGUUCCUCAAUCACCUGCAUCAGACAGUGCAGGCCACACCCCAGGAGAUGCUGCUCCAGUCUGAGCAGGAGUUGGAAGUCCUCAGUGUCCUGCCCCCUGGGUGGCAGCCAGAUGAACCAGUGGUUCCAAGGCCAUUCCUCCUUGUACCUUCCACCCGGGUCACCUUCCUCGCUUGGCAAUAUCGAUUUGUCAUUGAGCUCGACCUUAGCCCAUCUACUGGCAUUGUGGAUGAUUCCACAGGAGAGAUCUUGUUUGAUGAAGUUUUCCAUGCCCUCUCCCGCUGCCUAGGCGGGCUGCUUCGACCCUUCCGCGUACCUGGGUCUUGCAUCGACUUCCAGCCCGAGAUCUAUAUAACCAUCCAGGCCUACUCCUCGAUCAUUGGCCUGCAGGCCCACCAGGUGCUGGUGCAGGGCUGCCUUUUGGACCCUUCCCAGCGGGAGGCGUUCCUGCAGCAGGUGUAUGAGCAGCUCUGUCUCUUUGAGGACAAGGUGGCCACCAUGCUGCAGCUGCAGUAUGACCCCCAGAGUCAGGCAGAGGACCAGUCCCCAGACUCAGGGGAGGCCCCGGGCCGGAAGGUGGGAGUCUCCAUGGUGACAGCUGACCUUGGGCUGGUCAGUAUGAUUCGUCAGGGCAUCUUGGCACUGCAGUUGCUCCCCUCAAACUCUAGUGCAGGUAUCAUCGUGAUCACAGAUGGGGUGACGAGUGUCCCUGAUGUUGCUGUCUGUGAGACAUUGCUGAACCAGCUUCGCAGUGGCACUGUGGCUUGUUCCUUUGUGCAGGUGGGAGGAGUUUACUCUUAUGACUGCAGUUUUGGCCACGUGCCCAACGUGGAACUGAUGAAGUUUAUCGCGAUGGCUACAUUUGGUUCUUACCUGUCCACUUGUCCGGAGCCAGAACCAGGCAGCCCGGGUCUGACUGUCUACCACCGGGCAUUUCUCCUCUACUCCUUCCUGCGCAGUGGGGAAGCCCUGAACCCUGAGUAUUACUGUGGCUCUCAGCACCGCCUGUUUAAUGAGCACCUGGUCUCGGCCAGCAGCAACCCUGCCCUCGCCCUGCGCAGGAAGAAACACACGGAGAAGGAGGUGCCUGCCGAUUUGGUCAGCACGGUGUCUGUACGGCUCCGAGAGGGCUACAGUGUCCGAGAGGUCACGCUGGCCAAAGGAGGGUCUCAGCUGGAGGUGAAACUCGUGCUGUUGUGGAAACACAACAUGCGCAUUGAGUACGUGGCCAUGGCGCCCUGGCCCCUGGAGCCCGAGGGCCCUCGAGGAACGCGGGUGGAAGUGACAAUGGAAGGGGGCUAUGACAUUCUGCAUGAUGUGUCCUGUGCACUAAGGCAACCCAUCCGCUCACUGUAUCGUACCCACGUCAUCCGACGAUUCUGGAACACGCUGCAGAGCAUUAACCAGACGGACCAGAUGCUAGCCCACCUUCAGUCCUUCUCUUCAGUCCCAGAACACUUCACGCUUCCUGACAGCACCAAGAGCGGAGUGCCGCUCUUCUAUAUCCCGCCCGGCUCCACCACCCCGGUGCUCUCACUUCAGCACAGUGGGUCCGACUCCUCCCACGCCCAGUUUGCAGCCUACUGGAAGCCGGUGCUGUCCAUGGAUGCCAACUCCUGGCAGCGCUGGCUGCACAUGCAUCGGCUGGUGCUCAUCCUGGAGCACGACACACCCAUCCCCAAGCACUUGCACACCCCCGGCAGCAAUGGGCGCUACAGCACCGUGCAGUGCAGGAUCUCGCACUCCUCCCUCACUUCCCUGCUUCGGGACUGGAGCAGCUUCGUGCUGGUCGAGGGCUACUCCUACGUGAAGCUGCUCUCCAGUGCCCCUGACCAGCCCCCUUCCUCCUUCUACAUGGUCCGCAUCAUUUCCAAGGCCCCGUGCAUGGUCCUUCGCCUGGGUUUUCCCAUCGGCACACCGGCCCAGGCCCGACACAAGAUUGUGUCGGGUUUGCGGGAAGAGAUCCUGCGGUUGCGUUUCCCCCACCGGGUGCAAAGCAAGGAGCCAACACCCAAGGUCAAACGGAAAGGGCUGGGGGGCAUUGGUGGGGGCAGCUCUCCUUCCAAGUCCCCCCCCAUGCUGGGUCCGCAGCAGGCGCUGUCUGACCGGCCCUGCCUUGUGGUCCUGCAUAAGCCCCUGGACAAGCUACUCAUCAGGUAUGAGAAGCUACCCCUGGACUACCGGGCGCCCUUCUUACUGACACUGGAGCCACCGGGGCCACUGCCGUUGGUGUCGGGCCGCUCAGCCUCUUCUAGCCUAGCGUCGCUGUCUCGCUACCUGUACCAUCAGCGGUGGCUCUGGAGUGUCCCAUCGGGCCUGGCACCUGCACUGCCACUUAGUGCCAUUGCACAGCUCCUGUCCGUCCUCACUGAAGUCCGACUCUCCGAAGGCUUCCACUUCGCUUGCAGUGGGGAAGGAAUCAUCAACAUGGUCCUGGAGCUUCCAAUUCAGAAUGAGCCCCUGGGGCAGGCUGCCGGCGAAGAGAAGCACACCUGUGUCGUCCAGUACAUCCUCUUCCCCCCGCACUCUGCCUCCACCAAAGACAGCUUCUCGACAGAUGAUGACAACGAUGUGGAGGUGGAGGCCCUGGAAGGAGAUUCCGAGCUCAACCUAGUCACCGAGGUGUGGGUGGAGCCUCAGUAUGGGCGGGUGGCACCUGGCCCCGAGAGCUGGAAGCACCUCCGGAACCUGACGUACUCCGAGAUCCCUCGAGCUCUCCACCCUCGGGAUGCUGCCUGCAUAGGCUCCAUGCUGAGCUUUGAAUACCUGAUACAGCUGUGCCAGAGCAAGGAGUGGAGUCCCCUGCCCCCAGAGCCGAGGGUCUCUGCUGCAUUGGACCAGGGAGGAGAUACUUGUGUCCAUGAGAUCCCUUUCCAUUUUGACCUAAUGGGGUUGUUGCCCCAGUGUCAGCAGCUACAGAUGUUCUUCCUUCUGCUUUCCAGAGAGCCAGAGGGCGUCCCUCUCGCCGAGGGGCCCUGUCCCGCCAACGACACGGUGCUGUGCCUGCUGCACAGCUGCCUGGGGCAGGAGCUGAGUGACCGGGAGAUCCCGCUUACCGCUGCUGAGCAGGCCACCUUCUUGAGUGAGGUGCUGCGACGGGCCUGCCACAGUCCAGGUCCGGCGGAGCCACUGGCAGGGGGCCACAGGAUCCUAAAGGAUGGAGCAGUCAGCAGCACCCAGGCCACUGGAGACGCAGCUCCUCCUCCCCUGGGUGGAGGUCCUCCUGAGAUGCUCAAGCCUCUCGUCUCUGCUCAGCCCCCUCAGUGGCGCUGCUAUGCAAGGCUUGUGACUCCCCAGCAUGUGUUUCUGACUUUCCUCCCUGCAACCUUCUCAGACGUCCAGCACCUGGCUGCCUACGGCCUGGAGGCCUCUCAAGAGGAGACAAAGCCAAAGUUUGGGGAUUGGAGCGGGGCCGCCAGCCUGAAAGAUCUGGGAGGACCUGGGGCAAGGGGUGCAAAGGCCCAGGUUCCCACACUCAGUGUCACCCCAGCCAGUGACGCUGCCCAGAACCCAGAAGACCUCAGCCCACCGUGCCGUCGGGACUUACAAGCUUAUGCUGGGCGUCAGGCCCCGCAGACAGAGAGCGCAGAUGCUCCCCGGACCCGGUGUCCUGUUUACGUCUAUAGCUGUGCCCUGGAAGCACUGAGGGAGCAGAUGGUUGGCCUACAGCCCCCUCAGGCACCCCGAGACCUCUUCUUCCGGACUCCGUUCCUCGACCAGCCCUCCUCGUCCUCAGCCUGGAUGGAGCCCAGGUUCAAGGAGGCAGCCAACCAUUGUGCCUUGCUGCAGGAGCACGCACAGCGGUGCUACGUCCGUGGGCUGUUCGGGAGUUUGCAGCAAGCACAGAAUGUCUCCUCGCAGGACUUGCUGAUCGCGGUUGAUGCCUGUGAGGAGCUGCUACAGGAAGUAGACAUCACCCCUUUCCUGCUUGCACUGUGCGGCCACACUCGGGGUUUGCCUCAGGCACCCCCAAGCCCCGGGCCUCUCAGCCCUGGGCCCUUCAGCAGCAGCAUCGAGGAGGGCCCGGAGCCGCGGGAACGAGCUGUCCUGGCUUCUGAGUCCAGCAUAGAGACCGAGGACCUCAGCGAGCCUGAGUUUCAGAGCAGCCGUGUCCCUGGCCACCCAGACCCCAGCCUGGAAAUCUCUCUGACAGACGUCUGCCAGCUCAGAGGAGAGGCACAUGACGCCCUUCAUGGCCUCAUCCAGGAGAAGUUCCUGGAGAUCAGCGGUCUCCACUUCCGCACGGUGCCCUCCAAUCCACACUACUUCUUCUACUGCCCUCCGUCCAGCCGGCGAGAGGAUGAGGGCCCUCGGGACACAGUGGACAGAAAAGUCAGUGACCUGGAGUUCUCAGAGGCUGAGCUCAUAGGAGAAGAAGGAGACACGGCAGCCUGCUGUGUGGUCACUGAGAGCGACCCAGAGCUCGAGGUGGAAUACCGUGAGAGCCGUGAGCCAGAACUGGGGCCGGCGGGGCUCGACUCUGCCUCACUGUCUGAUGCCGACACCAUGAACCCUGAUGAAGACUCCUUCAGCAUCCUGGGGGGCGACUCACCGACGGGGCCGGAGAGCCUGGUGCGCGACCUGCCGCCUCUCUUCCUGCAUCUCACGUGCUCAGUACGGCUGCGUGGGCAGCACAGCUCAGUACCCGUGUGCAGCCUGCCCACCUGCCUGGGCCAGGUGCUUUCCAGUCUGGAGGGCCCCCCUGUUGGAGGCCGAGUGCCCCUGAGGGACCUCAGUGUUACUCUGGAUGUCUUUGUGCUGACCUUGCCUCUGGAAGUGGAGCUUCCCCCGACCUCGGACCCUCAGCACCACCGGUCCACGUCUGAAAGCAGUGCUUCAUUCCCACGAUCCCCAGGGCAGCCAUCAUCUUUAAGGUCAGAUGAUGGCCUGGGGCCCCCACUGCCACCCCCAGAAGAAGACAGGCAUCCGGGACUGUCCAAUUUGGCCACACCCCACAGACUGGCUAUUGAGACCACCAUGAGUGAGAUCCACUGGUUGCUGGAGGAUGAGAUGGUGGGAGCCCUACGAAGAGGAGGCAUCCCUCAGAGCCCUGCCCUGCACCGUGCAGCUGCCCACAUCCACAGCUCUCCUGGACGCUCCACCUGCCUUCGCCAAACCCUGCCACUGAGUUUUGUGUUUGGGCCAGAACGUUCCCUCACACAAUUCAAGGAGGAGUUUCGCCGCCUUCACCUCCCUGGCCAUGUUCUUCUUGAGGAUCCUGACAGUGGCUUCUUCUUUGUGGCAGUUGGCCAACAGCCAGGUGGGUCCCAGGGCGAGCCCCCUUCAGCAGCCUGGGCUUGGCACAGCCAUGAGGACAGGGCCGAAGGCAUCGAAGGGGAGGCCCUGACAGCCAGCCCCCAAGCCCCUGGCUCCCCAGAGGGUUCUGAGGGCGCCCCCCUCCUCAGCCUGCCACAGGGAGGGAGCCAGCCUGGGCCCAGCCGGGGGCUGAGCCUUAUGUCCAGUCAGGGCAGUGUGGACUCUGACCACCUGGGUUACGAUGGUGGCAGCAGUGGCUCAGACAGCGAGGGUCCCAAUGAGACCCUGGGGGAGAAGGCUCCCUUCAUGUUGCGGACCCCACCUGGGCCAACACCUCCACAGUCUUCGCUCUCAGGCCUCCCUGGGCCCUGCCUGCCUGACUUCUGGCUCAUCGUUCGGGUGCUACAGGAUCGUGUAGAAGUGUACGCCCACGCACAGAGCCUGAUUCGGGAGGAUGGGGGGCCAGGCAUCGAGUGUCGCCACCUGCAGCAGCUCCUGGUGAGGCGAGUUGGGGAGAUCUGCAGGGAGGUCAACCAGCGGCUGCUUCUGCAGGACCUCCAUGACAGUCACGUGUGUAACUCUCUUCUGGUGGCCGAGAGCGAAGAAGAUCUGUGGCGCAGUGAGACCCCCUUCCACUCCCGUCAGCGGGCACCACUGCCCAGUGAUGAUUAUGCUGCUGAUGAGAGCUGUGCACCCCGAGGGUACCUAGCCGCCACAAUGCAGUUUGUCCCUGGCCAUUUCUCCUGUGACGUUGUGUGGGGAACCGUGAUUCGAGUCCAUUCACGCCUGAAAAUGGGGCCCAGCAUGGGGGUCUCUCGGGCCAUCCAGGCCCUGCGCUCCGUGCUCAAUGCCUUCUCUGUGGUGAACCGGAAGAAUAUGUUUGUCUAUCAGGAACGAGCAACGAAAGCUGUGUACUACCUGCGGCUCCUGGAGACGUCCUGCAGCGACCGGCCAUGGGAAGGCGAUGCGCUGCCCCCCUCCCUAGCUCUGUCCCGAAGCCAGGAGCCCAUCUACUCUGAGGAGGCCUCGGGGCCUCGUUCUCCCCUGGACAUGGCUUCUAGCCGUAGUUCUGAUGCUGCUCGUCCUGUGGGCCAAGUGGACAGGCAUAUCCAACUUCUGGUGCAUGGUGUAGGACAGGCAGGUCCUGAGAUUACCGAUGAGCUAGUACGGGUGCUGCGUCGGCGCCUGGACGAGGCCACGCUGGAUGUCAUCACUGUCAUGCUUGUUCGGAACUGCAAGCUGACACCCGCUGAUGUGGAGUUCAUCCAGCCGCCUGGCAGUCUCCCCUCCGAGGUGCUGCACCUGGCCCUCCCUGCCUCCUGCAGGCCCUGGCUUCCUGCCCUGGCCUGGUACCUGCGGCAGAACCUGCUCAUCUUCCUGCACUCGCCCAAGUACACGGACAGCAACAGCCGCAAUCACUUCCAGCAUCCGCUGCCACCACAGGGCGGCCUCCCGGACUUGGAUAUCUACUUGUAUAACAAGCCUGGCGGACAGGGCACCGGCGGCAAAGGGGUCGCCUGCAUCACUCUAGCCUUCGUGGAUGAAGUGGGAAGCCCCAUCUCACUGGCCUCUUGGCCCCCCUCCUCUCCGGGGCCCCUAGACCCACUGCAAGAGGAGGAAUUUGAGCAACUGACCCAGGUCACUCGCUGCCCGCCUGUGCAGGAUAGUUCUUCAGCUCAGAAUGGGGCCCCACGGCUUCGACUGGACGUGUGGGAGAAGGGGAACAUCAGCAUCGUGCAGCUGGAGGAGAAGCUCCGGGGAGCAGCCCGCCAGGCCCUGGCUGAUGCCGUCAUGGAGUUGCGGCUGCUGCCAGCCUCCCUGUGUGCUGAGGACGCGUCUCCAGGUACGCAGGCUCCAGAGAAUGUGCCAGGCCCAGGCAAGACCGGGUCUCUGCAAGGCGACAUGCCAGCAGAAGGGUCCACACCCAGUUGGUCCCCCAUUUCGAGAAGGAUACUGCCCCAGGAACUCCCGUCACACAAACACGUAGCUCUCAGAUGCGUACGCCACCAUUGCCUGACAGGUGGAAUAAGGGGAAAUCUCCAGAGCGGGUCAUUGGAAACCAAGAGCCCUGCAGGCCGAGCUAGCACGUUUCCCCCUGGCCCUGGCCCUGGCGAGCCCGUCACUCCUCCCAGCAAAGCUGGCCGCCGUAGCUUCUGGGAUAUGCUGAGUAAAACAGAAUGUGGGGACUUGGGUUCCCCCAAAACAACCGAUGACAUCGUCCUGGAUCGGCCAGAAGACACCCGGGGCCGGAGGCGUCACAAAACCGAAAGUGUUAGGACUCCAGGUGGCACUGAGCGGGCAUCAGGCUCAGAUUCUGGAGCCCAGAGACAAAGACGCAGGACCACACAGCUAGAAGAGGGUGAGGUAGGGACCCUGCAGCCUGUGUUUGCUCGCGUGACUCAGCGCUGGAUGGAGUUUAUGGUUCAGAUCGGUUGUGCCUCAGUGUCCAGGAGCUCCACCCACAUGGUGUCCCGAUUCCUCCUUCCGUCUGUCCUCUCUGAGUUCACGACUCUGGUCAUCUCCAUGGCCGGAGAUACCAGCGUCCGUAUCUUUGAGCAGCAUUUGGGUUCAGAGCCAGAGAUCUUCAGUCCUUGCUCCCUUGGUCAGCUGUGCCCAACGCCGCGCCCAGCGAUGGAGCGGCACCUGCUGCUUCUGGGAAGGAACUUCUUGCAAUGGAGGAGACCAACCCAGCAGGCUGCCAAAGCUGUGCAGCGCUUUGAGCCAGGAGGCGACGGGAGCUGUGGGCGAAGCGCUCCCCGGCAGAGGUUCUUGCUGCUGGAGGUCAUGGACAAGAAGCUACAGCUGCUGACCUACAACUGGGCUCCAGACCUGGGAGCGGCCUUGGGCCGGGCACUGGUUCGCCUCGUGCAGUGGCAGAACUCACGUGCCCACCUCAUCUUCUGCCUCCUCAGCCAGAAGCUGGGGCUUUUCCAUCAUUGUGGCCAGUUGGACUUCCCAGUGAGGGACGAAAAGGAGCCAAACCCAUUCCUCCUGCCAACCAUGGAAGCAGAGACCCUCAUCCGGAGUGCAAGCCCCCCGCUGAGCCGCGAACAGGGCCGGCUGAGUGCCUCCUCUCGGGGUGGGGGCUCCCUUCCCCUCGACACAUUCCCCUUCGAUGAGGCCCUGAGGGAUAUCACAGCUGCCCGCCCCAGCUCCUCUCUCGGCCCUGUGCCCAGACCCCCUGAUCCCGUCACCUACCAUGGACAACAGUUCUUGGAGAUCAAGAUGGCCGAGCGCAGAGAGCUGGAGCGCCAGAUGAAGAUGGAGAACCUGUUCGUGACAUGGCAGCAGCGUUCUGCCCCAGCCAGCAUGCCCAUCAGUGCUGCAGAGCUAGAGACCCUGAAGCAGUCGUCCCGCCUGGUGCAUUACUGUGCAACGGCCCUGCUCUUCGACCCAGCUGCCUGGCUGCAUGGGCCCCCCGAUACCUCUGGGCCCCCCGAGGGCCAGCGGCGCCAUCGCCCCGAGUCUGGGGCUGGGAGCCGGGAGGCCCCCACCAGCUGCGAGUCUUUAGAUGCACCCCCGCCAGGGGCCCGGGAGGAGCCGUGGCUGAAGGAGCUGAGCCUGGCCUUCCUGCAGCAGUACGUGCAGUAUUUGCAGAGCAUGGGCUUCGUGCUAGUCCCGUUGCGGCCCCCCUCCCCAGCCCGCAGCACCAGCCGGCUACGGGCCAUGGCCAUCCUUGGAACGGAAGGUCGAGGCUCCUUCUCCUGCCCUAAAACCAAGACUGAUGGGAGCCCCAAGAGCACUGGCUCUCCAGUCACCACCUACCACCUGCAGCGCGCACUGCCUGGGGGCAUCAUCCUCAUGGAGCUGGCUUUUCAGGGCUGUUACUUCUGUGUCAAACAGUUUGCCCUAGAAUGUUCCCGGAUCCCCAUGGGGCAAGCUGUCAACUCUCAGCUGUCCAUGCUGUUCACGGAGGAGUGCGACAAGGUUCGCGACCUGAUGCACGUGCACUCGUUCAGCUAUGAUUUCCACCUGCGCCUCGUGCACCAGCAUGUGCUAGGCGCCCACCUGGUGCUGCGGCACGGCUACCACCUGACCACCUUCCUGCGGCACUUCCUGGCUCACCACCCCGACGGGCCCCACUUUGGCCGAAAUCACAUUUACCAAGGGACACUGGAGCUGUCCACACCACUCAUUGCUGCCCACCAGCUGUACAACUACGUAGCUGACCACGCUAGCUCCUACCACAUGAAGCCCUUGCGGAUGGCCCGGCCAGGAGGCCCAGAGCAUAACGAAUAUGCCCUGGUAUCGGCGUGGAACAGCUCUGGCUCCUACCUGGACUCCGAGGGACUUCGUCACCAGGACGACUUCGAUGUGUCUCUGCUGGUGUGUCAUUGUGCCGCACCCUUUGAAGAGCAAGGAGAAGCCGAGCGGCACGUUCUGCGGCUGCAGUUCUUCGUGGUGCUCACCAGCCAACGAGAGCUCUUCCCCAGACUCACUGCAGACAUGCGCCGGUUCCGGAAGCCGCCCCGACUGCCCCCUGAGCCAGAAGCUCCUGGGAGCUCAGCUGGUAGCCCUGGGGAGGCCUCGGGGCUUGGUCUGGCCCCUGGACCGGCUCCCCUGUUCCCCCCACUGGCUGCAGAGGUGGGGGUGGCGCGGGCACGGCUGGCUCAGCUGGUCCGGCUGGCUGGAGGCCACUGCCGUCGGGACACACUCUGGAAGCGCCUCUUCUUGCUGGAGCCUCCGGGGCCUGACCGGCUACGGCUUGGGGGGCGCCUGGCUCUGGCGGAGCUGGAGGAGCUCCUGGAAGCAGUCCAUGCCAAAUCCAUUGGGGACAUUGACCCCCAGCUGGACUGCUUCCUGUCUAUGACGGUCUCCUGGUACCAGAGCCUGAUCAAAGUUCUCUUAAGCCGUUUUCCUCAGAGCUGUCGUCAUUUCCAGAGCCCAGACUUGGGAACUCAAUACCUGGUUGUGCUGAAUCAGAAGUUCACAGACUGUUUUGUUCUGGUGUUUCUGGAUUCCCACUUGGGAAAGACGUCUCUGACAGUGGUUUUCCGAGAGCCCUUCCCAGUACAGCCCCAGGACAGCGAGAGCCCCCCUGCCCAGCUGGUGUCCACCUACCACCACCUCGAGUCCGUCAUCAACACAGCUUGCUUCACCCUCUGGACCCGCCUCCUCUGAGGACCAGACCACUGAAUGGCACCAUUCCUUGAACCAUGGGGGUCCAGAAGCUUGCCCACUUGAAGCAGGACUGACCAGCCCUUCUGGGUCCAGACUGAAGGGGACACCAGAAGCUUUGUGACUAGAUCUCGGGUCUGCAGCCCCGGCCUCACGGUGAGAGCUGCCCUCCUGAGCACUUGCCACUUUUGACUGGCCAAGCUUCAGAGGGGUAGCCCAACUCCCUGAGGUGCCCAUCUCCUCUCAGUCCCCUGGGCCCUUCCAGGAAGGGACUCCACCUUCCUGCUCACCUGGUGGAGUCCCAGGAAUUCACAGCAGUUGGCAAGCACUCACCCGAGAGCUCCUCUGCCUGAACGCCGCCUCCAAGGCCCCAAUGGCUGGCAGCCACCCCGCCCUGCUUUGAGCCCUCUGGUCUUCAUUUCCCACUUGAACAUCAUUGCUGGACGUUGCCACUGAGAUACGUCACCUUGGUUCCAAUGCCUGCUCUGCCUCUGAAGCCCCUGUGACCACAGGCAAGUCCCUCAGCUCUCAGACCUGUGGUCUGUGGUGUGUAAAUGAAGAGGUGGACUCCGAAACCCCCGUGUGCGCAGGAGACUGGAGCACUUGAGCGUGAGCCGAACGUCCCUUCUCUUCCCUUCUCACCAGGCGGGAAGCAGCCCCGGGAGAGCGAGGGGUUAGACACUGUGUGUCCUCCCACUGCCCAAUAACACACACAUGGGACAAUGUU
This is a messenger RNA of Lutra lutra (Eurasian river otter), 11268 nucleotides long. RefSeq names its product SZT2 subunit of KICSTOR complex (gene SZT2). Bases 69 to 10544 code for a protein of 3491 amino acids. The record is from RefSeq and is a predicted model, not a curated record. The transcript is spliced from 73 exons. Gene Ontology annotation, cellular component: peroxisome. NCBI's taxonomy places the organism in Eukaryota, Metazoa, Chordata, Mammalia, Carnivora, Mustelidae.